CACCAGACGAGGAGUUCCUCAAGCCCAUAUUGAAGCUGUUUCAUGGUUUCACACCAGGACUGUCUGCUGUAGAUACCAUGAGGGAUUGUCGACCAGGCCUUACGUCUAAUUUCAUGCUUCAUUUAAUACCCUAUGUUCCCCAAGUCCACAUUUCUCUUCUCAUCCCCUUCGUCUAUCUUGCCGCGCACAUCUUCACCUUCAUUCUCUUCAGUUGUGCUUUUGUCUCUUUACCAUCUCGAGCAGGCCCUCGCUAUAUUCUCCACGCUUCAGUUUUACGAUCUUUACCGCCAAGCCGUCUUAAGAUAUCUCUGCUAGUCUAGCUAUACCGCAGUGCGGCCGUCGUCCCCGUCAUUUCCAUACGAUACCUAUUCCAAUUCUCUAAUAUAUAGAUCACCAUGAGAUUCUCUGCUGUUGCCACACUCUGUGCUGCGCCAUUGGCGUUGGCCGGUACUCUCCAAGCAGACCUGGUUGAGCGAGGAGCAGUGGAACUAGAAACCGGUAUCUCUAUCAGCAAUGGAAAGGGAGGAAACAGCAAGUCUUCCGGCUCAUCUGUGGACGAGAUCAUUGUCAUCUGGGUCAACGAGGGAGGUGGAGCAGCUACGUCGACUGUGACCAACACAGUGACCGUCACGGAUGCUUCGGGCACAUCCGCAGCCAAAGCAACACAUAGUGUCACCGUCGGUGGUACUGCCGGUCUCGUUUAUACCCCGGACACCAUCGAGGCUGCAGUUGGGGAUAUGGUCAUCUUCACGUUCGAAUCGGCAAAUCAUACGGUCACACAAUCUGCUUUCAACACACCUUGCGAGAAGCUUGCCGGUGGUGUAGAUUCCGGCUUUAUUCCCAACAUCAACAACUCGGUCUCACCACCGCCGCAAAUGGCCAUGCAAGUCACUGUGGCCACUCCAAUCUGGUUCUACUGCAAACAAAAGGGCCACUGCGGAAAGGGAAUGACCUUCUCGAUCAACCCCACGGCGAAUAAAACCCAGGCCAUGUUCCAGCAAAUGGCCAUUGCCCAAAAUGGAACUGGGUCCGCAUCUGCCAUUACUGGAGGAUCAACAAGUUCAGUCGCUGCCCCACCCCCAGCAGUUACUUCUUCCGCCGCAAGCUCCAGCUCUGGAUCAAUGUCUUCUGGAUCCAGCUCUGGAUCUAUGGUCUCAGGUUCAGGCACCCUCAACGGUGCUGGUGCUUGCGAAUGCUCCUGCCUUUGCGGUACGGCCGCAUUCCCAAACGCUGCUGUCCAAGGUGUUGGUGCAUUUGGCGGCAUGUCAGGUGCGAUGCCAAUGGCUGCUCUCGAGUCCUAAAGCCUCUAGUGGCAAGUGGUAUCUCUUUUGUAAAGUAGCACCAGGCAUGAGUGUCGCCGUUGAGAGGCUUGACACCGGAAUUUCGCUGCCUGUGAGGUAUAUAUGACUGGAUCGUAUUGGGGAUGCGCUUUAAUAGUCGAAUGGACACCGUUAUCGCAUACGGUUCUGGCGUUUUUAAUUUUCUUUUCUUGCACUGGCUUAGAUAGACAGCAAAAAUAUCCAUCAAUGUUUGCAUGCUCU
Molecule: messenger RNA, 1541 nt
Organism: Amorphotheca resinae ATCC 22711
Lineage: Eukaryota; Fungi; Ascomycota; Leotiomycetes; Helotiales; Amorphothecaceae
Exons: 4
Coding region: 396-1301 (301 amino acids)
Source: RefSeq, a predicted model, not a curated record